AUGAAUUGUCCAUCCCGCACCGAUGAUACGCUCCCCCACUGCGACUGGAACCAGAACCCGCCGUUUCUGGCGCCUGACUUAACAACCCGUCAGGACCUCAAUGGCAUCUCCAAUGUUCGCGAGUUUAAGGAUGCUGGGACUGGGGUCAUCACCAUGCAGCACUGUCUGCACGACGCAGACUUACUGUCUCGUUACAAACGCGAAUCUGAGGUGUUGCGGCAAAUGCACCCGAGGGCGUCCCUGACCCAGUCAGUGCUGGCCACAGCCGUUUUAAUUUCCGCCAGUGGUUUUGUUGACUGGUUGACUGGGACCGUUGUUCCUUUUCGACAGACUACUACGGCUUCGGUUGGACAUCUAGUACUAGAUAAGGAAACUAUGCAGGUGCGCAGGUAUGCUAAGCGACAGGCCUGCGCGUCAGGUGGUGUCGAUGGUAGUGAAUACAAUACCUCGCUACACGUGGGAGCUCUGUUCAUCAUCCUCGGGGUGUCAACUCUCGCCUGUGCUCUGCCUAUAUUGGUUAUCCGCUUCUCUCGUCUGCGUAUACCGCCAGCUUUUCUCUUUUUUGUGCGUCAUUUCGGUACAGGCGUCCUCAUUGCCACAGCUUUUGUGCAUCUCCUCCCGACGGCCUUUACUUUACUAGGCGACCCAUGUCUGUCUAACUUUUGGACCACCGAUUACCCUGCUAUGCCGGGAGCGAUCUCCCUGGGCGGGAUAUUCCUUGUCACCUUGAUUGAGAUGGUCUUUAGUCCCGUUCGACAAGCUACCCGGAAGGUCUCAAAACAAACUGAUCAAGAGUCGGCACCCCCUGCUGGCACGGAUCACCUCUCUGGUGGCAACCACGAACAAUCUUGCGAUUGCGAUAGAAGCCCUCAUAUACGUCCAAAAGGACCAUUAGUCGGCAGAGCUGCCAGUUUCAGCCGUGCAAUCCACCGCAUCGGCGAAGAAUCGGACAGGAUACAUCGCAUCUCUUCUGCGCCCGAAGCCAGCCCUCUUCCGCGAGUCAGCGAAGUCAAGCGGUUUACCCACCGCCAAGGCAGCGUGGACGAGUUUCAGCUGUCGGAGAAGCAGAAGUACAAUAAGGAUGUCAUGCAAGUGUUUAUGCUCGAGGUCGGAAUUCUAUUUCACAGCGUCUUCAUCGGCAUGUCCUUGAGUGUAUCGGUGGGGAAUGAGUUUGUGGUUCUCUUGAUCGCCAUUGUCUUUCAUCAAACCUUUGAAGGCCUCGCGCUUGGCUCUCGCAUCGCGAGCUUGGAAUGGCCUGACAAGGCCAUUCAGCCAUGGCUUAUGUCACUGGCUUAUGGAUGCACUACACCCAUCGGGCAAGCGAUUGGUAUCGCAACGCAUUCGCUGUAUAGCCCUGAUUCAGAGGUCGGACUGCUCCUAGUGGGCACAAUGAACGCCAUCUCAGCAGGGCUGCUGAUCUUCGCCUCGUUAAUCGAGCUGUUGUCGGAAGACUUUUUGAGUGACGAGAGUUGGAGAGUGCUGCGUGGCCGCAGGAGAGUGAUUGCAUGCGCACUAGUCUUUCUGGGGGCAUUCUGUAUGAGUCUUGUUGGAGCUUGGGCGUAG
Molecule: messenger RNA, 1563 nt
Organism: Aspergillus nidulans FGSC A4
Lineage: Eukaryota; Fungi; Ascomycota; Eurotiomycetes; Eurotiales; Aspergillaceae
Gene: zrfD
Product: putative plasma membrane zinc ion transporter
Exons: 4
Coding region: 1-1563 (520 amino acids)
Biological process (GO): metal ion transport; transmembrane transport
Cellular component (GO): membrane
Molecular function (GO): metal ion transmembrane transporter activity
Source: RefSeq, a predicted model, not a curated record